AUGGAAUUGGAUCAGUUCCCACUGGAGAUUCUUUGGAAACUACUGCUGGCAUGUCCUCUGGAAUUGAGACUGGUAAACAGAAAGUUUUAUCACUUACACAACGAAUUAUACAGGGAAAAAACAUUGCAGAUAGUGGAUACUGUCGAUGAGGAGGAAAGAUUUUGGAGUGAGUUGAAGAAUCCAAUUGCUUCCUAUAUCAAAAGUUUAGACUUUCUGCGAAAAGAUGCUAGAAUGAUUUACAGAACCUCAAAGGAUACGCAGGAAUUUAUCGAUGACUCAUGGUUUAUCAUUUACAGUGCACUGAGUUGUCCGUUGAAAUGUUGGAACAGUCCUGCAUUAUGUGAGAGGGAUUCCCUUGAUAUGCAGAAGCCCAUCUAUGCAGGCGAAUGUGUAGUGCCCGUUGAUUGCCACGAUGGGAUUAUUAGUACCAAGACUGGUCGCAGCAUACCUUUAAACGCAUGGUUUUUCAUCGAUAAACCAAUAGCAGCAUCCAAGGUCCCAGGGUUUGUCACUGAAAUUAGACAAUCGCAGUAUGGUGCUUACAAGAAAAGGAGCACCCAGGGAAACGUGGCAGAUUUUAUCAAGGAGAGAGGUGUAUACUGCUUUAACUUGGGGGAUCUACCAGACAUCUUCCUGAAUAAUCAAGAUCAUAAGAUAAAUGGCCAUUAUUUCUGCCCAUUUGAAAUACGGUUAGUAGAAGUGGGAAUGGCACCACCGACUUAUUUUGAAAAUUCUGAAAUUACAUUCUUAGGGUACGACUUUAACAGUUAUGGCUUCGGCAAACCGUGGAUAUUGUUUAAAUGUGAUCGAGAUUUUGAAGCGAGUAUCUUUAACCCUUUUGAAAGUUACCUAGCAGAGAGUCUUGCCAAAUUUACAGGUGCGUUUCCCUUCAGCCACAUCGAUUGGCCUUCACAGACGGCAGACACCGGAGAAGAAUCUAUUGAACCUUAUUUUGAUCCUAAUCAAAGAGCUAUGAGACACUUCGUGUACAGAUUUCCAAGAGCUCAGCAAGAUUGGAAUAAAGAACGGACCGUAGCCGAUUGGAGGGCUCCACAUCUUAUUCAAUAA
Messenger RNA from Zygosaccharomyces rouxii, 1068 nucleotides. It is a transcript of the gene UCC1, whose product is annotated as Ucc1p. Bases 1 to 1068 code for a protein of 355 amino acids. The transcript has a single exon. The record is from RefSeq and is a predicted model, not a curated record. Lineage: Eukaryota; Fungi; Ascomycota; Saccharomycetes; Saccharomycetales; Saccharomycetaceae.